AUGGCGGAAGAAGAACCCUCCGUAAAACAACUUCCGGAUGGAUCUCAGGUAGUCUGCGAGGGCGGCAUCUGUCGCCUGCUUCCGGGCGCCGCCAGGCAGGAUGCCACAGCUGAAGACGGAGAACAGAGCACACAAGAACGAGGCGAGAGGGUGGAGCUGACCCAGGGAGGAAACCCCGCUUUUGUCGCCCAGCAUAUCAACAUGGAGCAAGUUGACCAGCUGGUCGACUUUGGGUUCCCGCGGCUUCGUGCAGAAAAAGCGCUCUUUCACGUCCGGCAGCACUCAGCCGACGGGGCUAUCGAAGCCGCCGUCGAGUGGCUCGAAGCGCAUGCAGAGGAUGACGACGUUGACGAACCUAUAAAGGAGGAAGAAAAACCGAAGGAAAAAGUUGUCUUGACGGAGGAAGAGGCCCAGAGACGAGCCUACGAACUGCAGAAGAAGCUCAGAGAGGAUCGCCUUGAACGAGAGAAGAGGGAAGCCAUCGAACGCGAGAAACUGCGCCUGGCGCAGACCAAAGCAAUGCUGGAACAGAACGCGAAAUUAGAGGAAGAGCAAAGAAAAAGGCAGCUAGCACAACUUCAAAAGGAGAAGGAGAUGCCGGAGGAGGACGACUCGACAGAGGAAGGCGCGGCCGCCCGGCUCAAGAAGAUGAGCGGGAAGGAGAAGGUUGCUUACUGGUGCAACCGGUUGAUGAAGAAAUACAAAAAGGAUCAGAAGGAAGCGCUCCGCGUUUGUUUCACGACCGUCCGGGUGUACUGUGCAAAUGCGAAGGACCAUCCGCUCGAGGAAAAAUUCCUCAAAAUUCGCAAGGAGAAUAACGCAUUCAAGUCUCGAGUGCUGCCGUUUGAGGGCGCUUUGGAUCUCCUUGACGUAUGCGGCUUCAAAGACACAGGCGACUUUUUGGUCAUCAACGGCCAGCCGGAUGGCUUCGUUCUGGGCCAAGCCUUGAAGUUUAUCGAUGUCCUCCUCGAGCAACUGAAGAACUAA
Molecule: messenger RNA, 987 nt
Organism: Neospora caninum
Lineage: Eukaryota; Apicomplexa; Conoidasida; Eucoccidiorida; Sarcocystidae
Exons: 7
Coding region: 1-987 (328 amino acids)
Molecular function (GO): protein binding
Source: RefSeq, a predicted model, not a curated record